AUGCCGCUCUUUCUCCCGACGCGCAGUUACGGAGGUUCACCGGUGAGCCACUCAUCCGAAAAGGUAGGUCACAGCACAUCUUCUCAUUCGAGUGAUGCUUCUUUACUUGCUCGGCCUGAACAAUGGCAUGAUCUGGGUAGUCUGGUAUCUCAUCAACCCAGGCCGACGGUCGAUGCUACAAAGGCGAGUAUCGAAGCGCCACAGACACUUGCUACGCGGGGAGGUGUAAAUUAUUAUGCCAAUAAGCUUCCUAUGGACACAUCCCAAGCCGUCUCUUGCGACGUUAAUACAUUCCACACAGAAAUCUUGUCCGGUCCUCGGGUCAAACAAACACCCUUCCAGACUUUAGAAUCCACAAAAGGCACCCACAAACACAGUCUGGGUACCAAAAGCUCUUUACUCACCACAGCUAGUGCUGAAGCUCAUUCAAGCAUCUCGCCUAUCAUCUCAACUCCCAGCACGCAUGCAACCACAAAUCCUCCCCAACCUCCAACACACUCUCAAACAGAUUCUUCCGCCAGAAAACCGCCUCCUCCCUCCCUACGUGACCUCCAUCUCGCCAUCGGCCAACACCGCAUACAAUACCUCCCCAACUUUUCCUCCCUCACCUACGACGACGCCACAGCAGAAGACGGCUACCUCCCCAUCACCGUCCGCCUCGGCUCCUACCUCCCUCCCGACUACUACCCCCUCAUAGGACGAACAUACUCCAUCUGGGCAUACCAAACCAUCCCCGCCAGCACUACCGGUGGACCCACGCCCAGUGGCGCCGCACCACACGCACCCAUAGAAUUAGCCGCAUUCAACCAACGCGACCAACACGUCAGCCACGUCCCCGGUAUUGGCUCCAGCUCCUCAUGGACCAACAUCCAGCACCAUGUUCACCUUCACCCGGCCUUUGCGCUAGCCAGGAGCGUAGCAGAUGUCGCGUGCCUAGUGCGCUAUGCCCUUCUCCUCGCUGCAGAUGCGCGCCUGUAUGGCUUCGAGGGUGCGGGUAUCCCGUUUGGAAUCGGCUUUGCGCACCAGCUUGUGGAGAUUGGGGAGAGGGGAUGGUAUGAGGAGCGGUUUAGAAUUUUGAAUGAGGUAGGGGUAUUGCCGGGGUAUCAUGACAGGAGGACGUGGGGAGCUGUGGAUGUGGAUAAGAGCAAGAGAAUAGAGGGAAAGGGGAUUGCAGGCGGUGCGUCUGAGGAGGAGCUGGGGACAUGA
Molecule: messenger RNA, 1206 nt
Organism: Plenodomus lingam JN3
Lineage: Eukaryota; Fungi; Ascomycota; Dothideomycetes; Pleosporales; Leptosphaeriaceae
Source: RefSeq, a predicted model, not a curated record